Molecule: messenger RNA, 1495 nt
Organism: Cryptomeria japonica (Japanese cedar)
Lineage: Eukaryota; Viridiplantae; Streptophyta; Pinopsida; Cupressales; Cupressaceae
Product: protein NDH-DEPENDENT CYCLIC ELECTRON FLOW 5
Exons: 3
Coding region: 90-1325 (411 amino acids)
Biological process (GO): carbohydrate metabolic process
Molecular function (GO): catalytic activity; carbohydrate binding
Source: RefSeq, a predicted model, not a curated record
UAAUAAUUCUGCUCCACAGUAAUCCAGAUAGUACUUUAAAUAAAAAAGAAUGGUAGAAGUUAGUGAGAAUCCUAUAGUCAUCUGUGGCCAUGGCAACUCUACUUCCUUCUCCUCUUUCUACCUGUACAACUAAAUCCCCACACAUUCCCUCGUAUUCCAGACUCAAGCAAACAGCAUCAGCAUUCAUUCCUUGCAAAUAUAGAUGCAUUUCAAAGCCCAUUUCAAUAAGCUACAAUUUGGACAUCUCUCCAAGCCCACAAAAUCUUCAUAACAAUUCAACUUCAGCAACAAGAUCAGCUGCUGUUGCUCAUUCACCCUCCACAACAACACCACCAUCAUCUAUAUCUUCUUCUUCAGUGCUAAAUGAUGCAGAGUAUCUGGAAAAUGAAUUUGGUGGAAGGGGUCUUAAAUUUUCAAGGAUUGGAGGCACAUGUGUGGCCGAGAUGAAAGUGGAGAAUGGCAGCAGUGCAAGGAUAGUGCUGCCAUAUGGACUGAUAACCUCAUAUCAGCCUUUCAUGUGGCAUGGUGGAUGCGUUGAGGUUUUACAUACUAUUGUCUCUUCUAAUUCUGUGCAAGGUGGAAUUGGCCUUGUGCUCAAUAAUAAUCGUGAUGGGUCUUCUUGGUCUGCAAGAGAUUGGGUUGUGCAAGGGGUUUCUGCCAAACCUGAAGAUGCUGUCCAGGUGACCCUAAAAUGCUGUAAUGAUGAUGGAAUGCUUUCAGUGAAAUAUGUUAUUACAUUAUAUGAUAAACUACUAACAACAGCUGUUUUAGUUGAAAAUAUCAGUUCUUCUCCAGUUGAAUUGACAAGCUCUGUUAUGACUCAUUUGACGGCUAGCACUCCGGAUGGUGCCUAUGCCGUAGGACUUGAAGGAUGUUCUUAUUGCACAGAACCACCAUUGCCAUCUGAAUUCAACAUUGUUUCCAAUGUUAAAGAGGAACCAAAACCAUCCUCAGGUUGGUCAUUAAUGCAGCAAUUCUUUGGUACAAAGGAGAACAGAGAAGAACAGGUAACAGGAGACAGUGGGGCUGAAUCGAAAUGGGUUGUAGAGACAGACGACUUUGCACAUCUUAGGAACAAAAUGAGUCGUGUGUACUCCACUGCUCGUGAGCAGAUGAGAUUCAAUGACAGGGGGCUAAGGCACACGCUUAUAUUGGAAAAGGUAGGAUUUGAGGAAUUUUAUCUCUCAAGUCCUGGUUCAAAUUCCACAAUGUAUGGAAAGCAUUGCUAUAUUUGCACAGGCUCUGCAAGCAUGCUCCAACCAGUUGUUCUGAGCCCUGGUGAGGAGUGGAGAGCUGCACAAAUGCUUCAAAACCCAAAUAUUUGAUGUAAGAUAAUAGCACAUGUCCAAUCAGUUGUUUGAGUCCUGGUGAGAAGUGGGUACCUGCACAAAUGUCAAACCCCACAUAUAUGAUGUAAGAUGAUAGCACUCUUUUCUGUAACAAGAUUGUACAUAAUCCACUACCUGCUGAAUAUGGCAAUGCCGCAUUUCUAUAA